Anguilla rostrata (American eel) is the source of this 540-nucleotide messenger RNA. RefSeq names its product ETS domain-containing transcription factor ERF-like. The record is from RefSeq and is a predicted model, not a curated record. Lineage: Eukaryota; Metazoa; Chordata; Actinopteri; Anguilliformes; Anguillidae. The coding region runs from base 1 to 540 and encodes 179 amino acids. Gene Ontology annotation, biological process: regulation of transcription by RNA polymerase II; cell differentiation. Gene Ontology annotation, cellular component: nucleus. Gene Ontology annotation, molecular function: DNA-binding transcription factor activity, RNA polymerase II-specific; sequence-specific DNA binding. The transcript is spliced from 5 exons.
AUGAAUGAGGACUCAAACAGGUUUGAUAACAGUGUGGAAUCGGUGGUGUUCCCGGACUGGGCCUACAAGCCGGCCUGGUCGCCUGGGUCCCGGCAGGUGCAGCUGUGGCACUUCCUGCUGGAGCUGCUGGGGCACGGGCAGAGCGGGGCCAUCGGCUGGGGGGGCGAGUGGGGCGAAUUCGUCAUCCGGGACCCGGAGAGGCUGGCCCGGCUGUGGGGCGAGCGGAAGGGGAAGCCCCACAUGAACUACGACAAGCUGAGCCGAGCGCUGAGGUAUUACUACAACAAGAGGAUCCUCCAUAAGACCAAGGGCAAGAGGUUUACUUACAAGUUCAACUUCAGCAAGCUGAUUCUGGUGAACUACCCGGCCUUUCCCCCCUGUCACGUGGCCCCCCAGCUCGUCCCAUCUGAGGUAGGGGGGCACCUGUGUGGAGCAGGGAGAGAAUCAGCGUUGAACAGAGGGCGGAGUUUGAGCGGCUACCACACCUCUCCUCGUUUGGCCGCGGAAGAAGGGGAGGCAAAGAAAAGAGACGGGAAGUGA